GGUCGAUUUGUACGUCACGCCCCCAUCCACUCUACCCAAUCGGCCUUGCGAGGCGCUAGUUUUGAUUUGAUUUUGCAGCGGCGUAGCGCCGAGGUGAGGGAGGGGCGGGGGUCCCCGGAAGGACCAUCGUGAGGCCUGGAGGAGCGCGAGCCUGAACUGCUCUGUAAAUGGCUUUGCUGCUGAAUCUCAUAAGGCAACUUCUAGAAUACUUUGGUGUACCAGCUGAUCAGUUCAUACCAAGGUGGGAAGCUCAUAUAGACAAUAGCAGCAUUGGCCAUAUGAUUGAAACAUGUCUUCCUUCAACCCCCUUCUCAAGAAGGCACUUUCAGCAGGUACAUGCUAUCAUAAGGAAAUGUCAGGUGAAGAUUAUAUCAGCUUGGCAAAGUAAGGAAUAUGGAUCUACGCGAAGCAUUGUUCGUAGACUUGGGACAGUUCUUUCUUUAGAACCUUGUCCAAGACCUCACUUUCAGAUGGUCCAAGUCCGGAAUUCUUUGGAUUAUGACGAACGAAGUACAACUCCAAACCCUGUAGUUCCUUCUCUUGGUGAUAUUCUGAGGGUGGUAAAUGAUGAGGGAGAAUCUUUUGCUAGAUUUAGGGCUGAAUCAAGGGGAAAGGAAAUAAUUACAGUUGACCAUGAUGUAUCUCCAGCUAUAGUUUCCUUGCCAACUGUUCUAAAAAGUAGAGCAGAGAAAGAAAAUCUUGUGAGUGAAGACGCAAUUAAAAAAAUUUCUGCACUUGAAAAUGAGUUAACCCUUCUUCGUGCACAGAUUGCUGCAAUUGUUGCAGUGCAAGGAUCAAGAAAUAGUAAUCAAUCAGGUUCAGAUGUCUUGAAUUCAUUUGGCAUUCCAAGUGGUUCUUUCCCAGUGCCAGCAAUGACUUCUACUCCAUUAUUCACCACACCAGAUCACUUUGUAAUCCCUCCACCUCCCCCACUUCCCUCUAUAGCACCAUCUGGCUUUGAUGCCAGUAAUUCGGCAAUUGAACUUAUUAAACAACGUCGUGCUGCAAGUAAGACCAGCUCAACAAUUGUUGACAAAACUGAACACCAGAAGACCCAGGGUGUUCUUAGUAUGAUGGAUGUUUUGAAGGAUAUAAACAAAAUCCGACUGCGAACUAUUGAGAAGUCACCUGGUGGUACACCUCUUCCUAAGACAAGGAAAAGGCGGAGUUCACAGUGGGAUCCAGCAGCUCUCCUAGCUCAGGCUCUAAAGCAGAAAUUUGCACAUCAAAAUGGCAAUGAUUCAUUGGACAAAGAAAACAGAUCUUGUGACAACUCUCCCUUUUCCAGUCCAGAAGCCCCUCUGGUUGGACGUUACAUUUUGAAGCCAAACUCAAAGAACAGCCUCAUAAAAGCUGAGGAAGUAACACAGAUGUCAACAGCAAAAGCAAGGGUACAUACUUAACUGAUGGCGCUGUGUGGAAAAGCCCAACAACUGGCAUGCUUAUGAGCGGCAGGACCAUUUCAGGAACAAUUUCAUAAAAUGUGUACACUGGGAUACUGCUCCCAUGCCCCAGGAGCUAUGGUUUAUAAAACUACCUCUUUUGAUUUGAGUGUCCCAAUAGCCAAGCUUGUCAGUGUGUUGUCUGCUUAUAAAAAAUUCUUUAUUGGCAUUUAUUACUUUAUAGCUGCAGACCAGAAUAUGUGCAGAUAACUAUUUAGAUACUCUGAAUGGGAAGCAGAUCAUAUAAAAAAGACUGGAUGUUUCUCUGUGUGGAGGCUGAAGUGUACAUGGGAGUGUGGAAACAAAAUAUUAAUAGCUCAAGAAAUUAAGUUUUAAGUGAAGCAAGUAUGUACUAUGUAAUCAAUAAUAAUAUUGUCCCUCACUGAGAAGGUAGCAGGUCUCUCUGAGCUUCAUCAUAGCUUCCUAAAGCAACUCAGUAUUCCAUGUGCAAAUAAUCUCUUAACUUAUUCUGGAUCAACAGAGAAGUCCUCCUUACCAUGUAGUGAUGGUACUUGCCUUGUUUUAAUUAAGUCAGAUAUGAACUGUGUGUUAACUGCCUGCAAUGAGAAAAAUUUAUGUUCUGUAGCAAAAAAGGGCUCUGGAGAGACUUCUGCUUUCACAGGCAUAGUCUAAAAUCAUUAUGUAAAUAAACAUUCAUUGACUAUGGUGUCUUUCCCUUUUGCGUCCAUAUUUUAGGUCAACAUUUUGUUGUUUUGUACAUAGUUUAUAAAAUAAAUUUCUCUUUUGUCAGUGAAGGUGUUGUCCUGUACAUCAUUUGCAAAUUCAUUGUUUAGGUUUUUUUUUAUUUUUUGUGUUGCCACAGUUUUAAAAGAUUUGGUCAACUAUUAGAGGGCUAAUGGCCAAUGAAAAGAAGAAAAGUAUAUCUAAAAUAUAAUCUGUCUUUCCUACCAGAAUAUUGGGGGAGGGAACCUAUUAGUCAUAAAUUCAAUAAGG
Gopherus evgoodei (Goodes thornscrub tortoise) is the source of this 2396-nucleotide messenger RNA. RefSeq names its product mitochondrial fission regulator 2 (gene MTFR2). Gene Ontology annotation, biological process: aerobic respiration; mitochondrial fission. NCBI's taxonomy places the organism in Eukaryota, Metazoa, Chordata, Testudines, Testudinidae. Gene Ontology annotation, cellular component: mitochondrion. The record is from RefSeq and is a predicted model, not a curated record. Bases 168 to 1403 code for a protein of 411 amino acids. The transcript has 9 exons.